AAUCUCAGGCUGUACCAGCUGUACCGCUGUAGUACAUACCUGCACUGCGAUUUUCAGAUCCUGCCUGUGUGUGCGACAGAUGUGGAAGGUGUACAAGGACUUUCGCACCGUUCGCUGUGCUAGUCGUCAUCAACCGCAUUUGCCUCACAGCCAACGAGCUGUUUUAGAUCACGCUUGGUCAAGUUUCAGGAUCGUCAAAUUCGAGGGUGUGAACGUCGAUACACUCAGCUGCUUGUUAUGGAGGGGCAGUACAAUCUCCGCAGCCCAGCUGUGAAGCGUCUUAUGCGAGAGGCCCAGGAACUCCGUGAAGCGACGGAAGAAUACUUUGCGCAACCAUUGGAUGAUAAUCUGUUUGAGUGGCACUUUACUGUGCGCGGGCCGCCGGACUCCGAGUUUGAAGGAGGUAUCUACCAUGGCCGCGUAAUCCUUCCCCCAGACUAUCCCAUGAAGCCACCGAGCAUCAUUCUUUUGACGCCUAACGGACGCUUUGAGAUCAACAAGAAGAUUUGCCUAAGCAUCUCAGGUCACCAUCCCGAAUCAUGGCAGCCGUCAUGGUCUUUGCGAACGGCCCUGCUGGCCAUCAUCGGUUUCAUGCCAACUCAUGGAAGUGGUGCGAUCGGUUCUCUGGACUAUAGUUCCAUAGAACGGAAGCUGCUCGCAAAAAAAUCACAAACAUGGAGCUGCCCCAACUGUGGCCCAAUAGCCAAGCUGCUCAAGGAACACUCACAAGAACCACAUGACACUGCCGCCGACAAGGAGGCAAGGGAGCAGGCGGCGCAGAUCAUGUUCAAGGAUGCCAGUGAGAAGCCCAGCACAGCCAGGACUAGCGAAAGCAAUUCCAUUGAGCAGACAACAACAUCGGUGACUCUACCACAGCCAAAUGACUCCAACAGCAAAGGGCAGACAUCAGCUAAUGCAGACAAGAAAGCGACAAACGCUAGCAGCAGUGUCACUAGUGACACAUCCACUACAGUUCGGGCCACCCAGUCGGAUUCGGUGAUCGGAGGCACUACCGAGGACACACCAGACAUGGUGAAGCGGCGACUUGCAGCGGCACGAAUCCUGGCGCAGCGUGCCGAGCGCCUCGCCCAGCAACAACAGCCACUCGCUGCACUGGCCGAGGAGACAGGCACGGGAAAUCGUACGGCAAGAGUGAGCUCGGGAGACAAUCUGCGCAUGGCAUACAAUGCGGCGAUCUGGCUCAUUGGCAGUGCCUUCGUGGGCCUGCUCAUACGGCGAGUCUUUUUCUUGUGAUCGGCUAGAGCGCGGUUAAAUGGCACAAACCUGACGAACUGCUUGUGCUCUCGUAUGUGCCUCGUGCAUCGGGAUCAUCGAAGUGUGCGUUAGGUGCUAGGUCAAUGUCUGAACCACCUGCUUUGAGUGGGUGCCGAUGGAACGAUCCGCCUGCCUUGCGUAGCGAAAUUGACUUAAGUACUGCUGCAAGUAUGACAGCUGUCGAUCUUAUGAAAAAAGUGUUGGUGAUAUAUCCAGUGCUGCAUCUCUCAGGUGGUGUGAGACUUACAAAAAGCCCGGUGAGUCGCAUGUAGGGCCUAUCCUUCUUGGGGGUAAAAAUUCCAUGUCGCUGUCUUACGGUUGGCUGGUUUGCAACGUGGUGCAGUUGUGAAAAUAAAAAAGAAGCGGCUUCUCUUAGAGAGUGAGCUUCCCAAGUGGGAUUUUAGUUCAAUAGGGAAUGUUUCGAUUGAUUUAUGUGUGUCGUGUAACGUUCCGAAACCACCAUAUGAGUACGAGAAACAGAGAGGAAAUGUAACGAAUGCGAGAGUGCUGCUGCGUGGUAUCCAAGUUUUGUUGCACCUUACAUGUCUUUCUAAGCUGCGUGGAACUUAUCUAGAAUCAACUAUAGUGUGCGUAUAUAUUGUAGAAAACUAGUGAUUAGCUGCCUGACAAACACGCACAACUUUCCAGGAAGCUAUGCUCAAAAUAAUGCAAGCCAGCUCAAGUGAAUCUAUUGCAAUAUAUGCAACCAGCUGCUUUUCUGUGCCAUAGAUCUGCCAGUCAUCAAAACAUGCAACAAAUUGAUGUGUAAAAGACUAUAUGGCUAGGGUAUUCAGCUGUACUGUUGCCAGCUAGGGUUUUAAGUAACCUGGAAAAUGCAAACAUUCGUAAACCUGCUAAACAUAGCCGCAACCAAUGAUGAUAGGAAGCAUCUGUGCCACUUGGCUCAUUGGCAGUAUUUUGUCGCCCACACAGUGGGUUUGGAAGCUACGAUGAAGUCAGUUCUAUGCAGAGUUAACGCUGUAAAACACAGAUGAGCCGCCCCCUCUCAAAACAACACUAUCAAUGCCGCUCCUUCAUGUGUAGGUCACUUGUAAAGUAUACGUAUGAAGAAAAAGGGCUUGAAAAAAAUACAUUCCUACACUUGUGCAAUGCCCAGAUUGAUGCACAUAAAUUAUGCAUGGUGCCUCCUUCCUCUAUCACUGUGAAUAAAUGGAUUUUUACACAUC
Messenger RNA from Rhipicephalus microplus (southern cattle tick), 2462 nucleotides. RefSeq names its product ubiquitin-conjugating enzyme E2 J1. The record is from RefSeq and is a predicted model, not a curated record. Lineage: Eukaryota; Metazoa; Arthropoda; Arachnida; Ixodida; Ixodidae.